Messenger RNA from Dentiscutata erythropus, 229 nucleotides. The record is from the annotation of a GenBank genome assembly. NCBI's taxonomy places the organism in Eukaryota, Fungi, Glomeromycota, Glomeromycetes, Diversisporales, Gigasporaceae.
UGGCGAUGUCGACAUUGAACCAAGCGAAGCAGACGACAAAGGCACAGAAGCAGGCGACAAAAACACAGGAGCAGGCAACAAAGACACAGGAGCAGACAACAAAGACACAGGAGUAGGCGACAAAGACACAGGAGUAGGCGACAAAGACACUGGAGCAGGUGGCAAAGACACUGGAGCAGGCGAAGUACACACUUUUGAAUUUCAUGUAUGGACCAUGACAGAUAAAUGA